Chanos chanos (milkfish) is the source of this 1122-nucleotide messenger RNA. RefSeq names its product ALX homeobox 3 (gene alx3). The transcript is spliced from 4 exons. Bases 1 to 1122 code for a protein of 373 amino acids. Gene Ontology annotation, biological process: regulation of transcription by RNA polymerase II. The record is from RefSeq and is a predicted model, not a curated record. NCBI's taxonomy places the organism in Eukaryota, Metazoa, Chordata, Actinopteri, Gonorynchiformes, Chanidae. Gene Ontology annotation, molecular function: RNA polymerase II transcription regulatory region sequence-specific DNA binding; DNA-binding transcription factor activity, RNA polymerase II-specific.
AUGGAGACUGAAAGUUGUUUGUCUUUCUCCACUCCGCCAAACAGGACAACACCGGAAAAUUCCCCGAAUCUGGAGCAUAGUUCAGCUUCUUUCUUCGCCUGUGAUGAGCUCCAUAAGGGUCAGCACCUUUCUAUCCCACACCGACUCGGUUUGCGGGGUGACUUUUUCAACCCACCGAACGUGGGACGCUUUUCUGACGGUCACACGGACUUUACGCAUGGCGUUCCUGCAACGAAUUCACGCACUUCACCUGGAAAGCGCAGUGAAUACGUGGAAAAUGUAGCAGAGGACCAAAAAAACAUAUCUGUUGGCGGGAAGACCCAGUUUUUUGAGGACAAUUCUGAUGCCAGUGAGAAGUCUCUGCCCAAGCAGUUGAGUUAUUCAGUGUUGGACCCUGAGUGCUGUGGGAAGCUGAAUGAAUCAUCCAAUGGACUCCCAGGAGAUUCCAUCGCAGACUCCAUUGACCUGUCAGGAAAAAACAAGAAGCGGCGCAAUCGCACCACCUUCAGCACCUUCCAGUUGGAAGAACUGGAGAAGGUCUUCCAGAAGACGCACUACCCGGAUGUGUAUGCCCGGGAACAGCUUGCCCUGAGGACUGAAUUGACUGAAGCCCGGGUGCAGGUGUGGUUCCAGAACAGGCGAGCGAAGUGGAGGAAACGGGAACGCUACGGGAAGAUGCAGGAGGUGCGAAACAACUUUGCAGCCACAUAUGAUAUCUCGCUCUUCCCUUGGUCAAAUACAUAUCAGAUGCAGAAUAACCUCUGGCCGGGUGGAGCAAGUUCUGGAGGUGGAGGGGGUAUGGGUGGGGCCUGUGUCUUGGGUGCUGAGAACAUGUCUUCCUCCUGCAUGACGCCGUAUUCCCAUCCUCACGGCAACCUACCUGGAUUCAUGAGCAUGUCGGCUUCGCCCAGCCAUCCACAUCAUCAUCAUCAUCACCAUCAUCACCACCAUCACCCACACCACCCGAGCAUCAACGGGCUCUACUCUCUGCACAGCUUUCCCGGAGGUCUGGGGGCUCACUCCUUUGAGGCAAACCCUGAUUCUGAAUACAAACCAUCCAGUCUGGUUGCGCUUCGCAUGAAAACAAAAGAUCCUGGGAGUCUUCUCUCCUGGCCCACAUGA